AUGGACUUUGGGCAUAAUAUUCGCCACGUUUCCAUUCUUGCCUUUCUUCUGGCGCUUCAAUUCAUAGUCCCCGUCGACGCUGCGCCUGCCUUCACCGACGUCAAGGGCACCACCGGGCAGACUGCCACCGCCCAGUUUCUCGACCUACGACAGGACAUUCCAGGCCCUCUGGCCAAGUUUCCCAGAAGGCCCCUGAACACGCUACUGAGGAUGUUCAGCAGUCUGCCCGCGGGUGAACGAGCUCUUGACGCGACACGGAAGCUUUUAACCCCGCUACAACGGGGUCUGGCCAAAGCAGUCGGUAUCGAAACGACCAGGGACGACAUGGCGCAGAAUGCUCCUUGCUCUGAUGUAACCGUCAUAUUCGCUCGAGGCACAACCGAGCCGGGCAACGUUGGCUUGGUGACGGGGCCACCGUUUCUCGAUGCUUUAUCCGAGCAACUCGCCGGGAGGUCCCUCAGUGUCCAGGGUGUUGAGUAUCCCGCGACGUUUGCCGGGUUCAACAAGAACGGCACAGAAGGUGUACCGAGCAUGACCGCCUUUAUCAACCAAGCCGUCACCAGUUGCCCCAACACCAAGAUUAUCAUGUCUGGCUACUCUCAGGGCGCUCUGGUUGUCCGUAGUACUGCCGAUUCGCUGCCUGCGGACACUAUGUCGAAGAUCAACUCGGUGGUGACGUUUGGGGACCCGCGAAACCAGACUCCUAUCACUGGCGGCGAGGGCAAGACGAUGGUGGUCUGCCUCCCGGACGAUGCCGUCUGUAGCGGCGGAUUCAUCAACAUUGCUCAUCUGACCUACGGCUCCGAAGCACCUGCAGCUGCCCAGUUUGUGAUAGAACAGGCUGCUAGAGCAUAG
This is a messenger RNA of Microdochium trichocladiopsis, 855 nucleotides long. RefSeq names its product cutinase. The record is from RefSeq and is a predicted model, not a curated record. Gene Ontology annotation, molecular function: cutinase activity. Bases 1 to 855 code for a protein of 284 amino acids. The transcript has 2 exons. Gene Ontology annotation, cellular component: extracellular region. Gene Ontology annotation, biological process: carbohydrate catabolic process. NCBI's taxonomy places the organism in Eukaryota, Fungi, Ascomycota, Sordariomycetes, Xylariales, Microdochiaceae.